AUGGAACAAUUCGACGACACACAGAGCACAGGGCCUUCAGAGUCUCUACAUACCAUACCAAUCUACAACCUGGACGCGUCUUCUUCCGAUAGUGACAGCGACGAAAAUGCUCCAGCGCCGACAGCAGCUCAGCAAGGAUCAAUCCUUUCUAACCGCCAACCAAUACAAAUGCCAAGUCGCUCCUUCACCUUGCCAGCCCCGCGCCUACAUGACCACAAUGGGUCUGAAAUAUCAGGAGCUGCGGAAUCAAUACAAACUCGUCCGAGUGUAGACGAAGAGUACCUUUUUGAGGAGGAAGAUAGCGAAGAGGAUUAUCGUCCGGCAGUUAGAAGACCACCAGCACAGACUGAAGAUAGUAAAGGGAUAAUUACUUCAGGUGUAUUGUCGACUAGUCCUACUCCAGGGUAUGGGACAAGAAGCAUGGGUGUUAGGCCCGAUGCAGCAACAGGAGGAUUGGCCGUACCUACAAUAAAAUCAAGUACAACGACUACAAACAUCGUAGAAGUACCUGAAUUAACAACGAGAAAAAUGGAUGGACAUGGGUUACGGCAACUGAAUUUACUGGGUUCUGCAGAUAAGAAUAUCACAAGUCGAGAAGUGACUAGUGUAUCAAAAAUGGAGAAGGGAAUUGGAGGCGGUAUUGGAGCAGUUCCACCAACGCAUCAAUCCGACGUCAAAAAAGAAGUUUCCAUACAAUAUCGUAACCCAGACGAUCCAUAUCAAUCGAAACGACGUUCGAAAGAGGAAUCCUAUCGUGACUCUUAUCGCGACUCUCAAUACCACGAUUCGGCAGACCUUUUACCUCUAACGCUCGUAAGCGGUACAUCAGCCGGCGGAAUGUCGUUUUCAUCCAACUAUGCCUACCUCAGCCCUCCCUUUGGUCGUACCAUUUCUAGAGCUCAAAUCAUGUCUCGUGUUGCCUGGUUCUCGCAGCUGUUUGCAUUCAACAUUAUCUAUGCAUGUUAUAGGAUUCUCUCCCGAGAGACAUCGGCGGAAGGUGAAGUGGUGGAAAGUAAAAACCCGGGAUUGAAAAUUUUCGGCUGGGUUAUUGCACCAGUAGUAUUUUUGCUCGUCUAUCUUGUCAUUGUUACUAUCUGGACGGCCAUCGAAUUGAGGAACAAGGGAUUUUAUUCAGCGUUUACUAUUUUUUAUUAUUCACCAUUGAUGGUGUUUUCUUUGUUUUUUGGAGAAAAGAAAAGAGUUGAUGUGUCGGAAUUUCACGAGGUUAACUAUGGGGCCAAGUGGUGGAGACUUGGAACUGCAAGAGUGCGGGAGGGGUUAGUGAUGACCGUGUAUUGUUUAUUUAUUAUCUCUUUAGUUCUGUCGGAUAUUAUUGGACGAGCGGUAAAUUCGCCUAAUGGGCAGGUGUCGUCGGUGUUUCGCGAUUUUGUACCAGUUGCUUUCAUGUUGGUUGUAUAUUUCCUCGGAUUCGUCGUUUCUAUUUGGGGUGUAGUCGAGGCUAUGGUUGGUCCGGGCGUCCAUGGAAGUGGGGAGGGUAGGAAGAGGUUGGUUGGGGUAUUACCUACUGCAUUUAAGAAAAAAGCUGGUUAA
Molecule: messenger RNA, 1551 nt
Organism: Paraglomus brasilianum
Lineage: Eukaryota; Fungi; Glomeromycota; Glomeromycetes; Paraglomerales; Paraglomeraceae
Source: the annotation of a GenBank genome assembly